Pollicipes pollicipes is the source of this 825-nucleotide messenger RNA. Its product is annotated as regulator of G-protein signaling 9-binding protein. The coding region runs from base 1 to 825 and encodes 274 amino acids. NCBI's taxonomy places the organism in Eukaryota, Metazoa, Arthropoda, Thecostraca, Pollicipedomorpha, Pollicipedidae. The record is from RefSeq and is a predicted model, not a curated record. The transcript has 7 exons.
AUGACGCCCGUGCCCCGCUCGGCGGCUGUGGGCCCGCUGCCUCGGCCCGGCUCGGGCCCCACGGCGCACGUGCACACGUACUCCCGAGGGAAGUCGCUCAGCCGGCGCGGCAAGCACCCGGCAGGACCGGAGUUCUCCAACCGCCAUCAGACGAACAAGAUGGUGAAGGAGCUCAGUCACGUGAUCUCGUGUUUCCGUCACCUGGCGGUGGGCCUGGGCUCGGCCGGCGACGGGCGCCAGCUGCGCUCCGACCUGACCUGCCUGCGCCUGCUCAUCAGUCACCUGGUGAAGGUCAUACGGGUCACGCUGGAGGCACACACCAGGAAAUGGGUGCUGUACAAAGAGUCGGAUAGGAGGGAACUGGUAAGAAUCAGCAACAUCUUCUACAGCUGCGUCACCAUAUUCACCCAGGACAUGAGGCGUUCGCUCGAGCUGCACACGAUCUUCGUCAUCGGCGGCACCGCGCACGCCGGCUUCAUCAACACCGGCGUCAGCGGCUACCACAGCUUCAUGCUCUCCGAGCGCGAGUUCGGCGAGCAGAGCGAGGACGCCGACGACGUCAACAACGUCCAGAUCCAGAACACCAUAAAGGACAUGGACAUCAUCAGGGAGGAAAUCAAGAACCUGCCCUGGUACACCGUGACCUGGUCGCCGGAGCAGGCCAACAACUUGUCCGGUCACGACGCAGUCUCAAUAGAGGAGGAUCAGGUCCUGCUGUUUCCGGGUGCCGCCGGCUCGCCUUGGUUUCUGAUGUUCUUGAUCGCCUCCAUUUUCCUGGUGGUUGCCUCGGUGCUGACAUACACGCUGGUACUGUUUUUGCACUGA